This is a messenger RNA of Cryptomeria japonica (Japanese cedar), 2169 nucleotides long. Its product is annotated as ubiquinone biosynthesis O-methyltransferase, mitochondrial. The record is from RefSeq and is a predicted model, not a curated record. NCBI's taxonomy places the organism in Eukaryota, Viridiplantae, Streptophyta, Pinopsida, Cupressales, Cupressaceae. The transcript has 11 exons. Gene Ontology annotation, molecular function: 2-methoxy-6-polyprenyl-1,4-benzoquinol methyltransferase activity. The coding region runs from base 750 to 1760 and encodes 336 amino acids. Gene Ontology annotation, biological process: ubiquinone biosynthetic process.
UAAAUGAUAUAAUCACUUGCCCUAAGCAAGACAGUAAGGUAUGGUGAAUGCACUAUUGCCAUACGAUUCAAAGUACACUUAAUCCAUGUGCAUUAUCUUGCUUUUCAUGAGCAGCUGGCAAUGGUGGACUUAUACAUGUUGAAUAUCAGGGUGAACUUCGAUGACAUUUUGCAUGCUUCCAAAAAAUGGGGAUUAACUCCUCUUGAGGCAUCUGUAUAAAUUUCUCGUAAGAAUUAAGGUUUGUUUAAACAUAGCCUUAUUACAAGUAAAGUGAGAUUAUAGGUUUCCGCUCUUGGACAGUGCCAACUUCAAUCGAUCAAGAACAUGAUGUAAUAAUUGAAUCUGCUCCUUAAUUGUCUGGUCUACACAUGAUUCAAAUUCUUUGGUGUGUGAAACAUCCAUUUGAUUAAUGAAUUUGGUUGCCUCUAAUCUAUCUUGACAAACCAUCAAAGACCGUCGCAACCGCUCCUGAAACCUUGACAUCUCCUCUUCAAUGGCAUUAUUGGCCUGAACAACAGGGACACUGCAGUAUUCUAUACAGUUACUUAUUUCCUGUUGAUUUCUCUGCCUGUCGAAGCAGUCAUAAGCGCACUUGAAGUAGGCUUUCCGAAGAUUGAAGUUGACAUGAUCCUGGACUCCUGAGAGUUGCUGUUCGACUGCUUUCUGUACUUGAUCAACUAAUCUCUUUACCCUUUCGGCAAGAAACCUCUCUUCUGAAUUGAGGUUUUGAAUUACAUUUUCAAGCGGUAAUGGCGAUGCACAGGAGCAUUAUGGGAAGAGGAAGGGUAUUCAUAUCCUCUUUUUCUUUUCUUUUCUACCAAAACACCAGCAGGAAUUACGUUUCCACGCCUUCCUCAAUGCUCAACAGCUCUUUGAAAGCGGCGGAAGCUGCCAAAUUUGCUGCAAUGGCGGACAAAUGGAUCAUAAUGGGAAGAGGAAGGGUAUUCAUAUUCUCUUUUUCUUUUCUUUUCUACCAAAACACCAGCAAGAAUUACGCUUCCACGCCUUCCUCUAUGCUCAACAGCUCUUUGAAAGCGGCGGAAGCUGCCAAAUUUGCUGCAAUGGCGGACAAAUGGUGGGAUUAUGAAGGGCCAUACAAACCUCUGCAUUUGAUGAACCCUACUAGAAUAUCCUUUAUUCGCUCAGCACUUUGUCAGCACUUCAGAAAAGAUCCAAAUAAUGCAAGGCCUUUUGAAGGAUUGAGAAUUAUUGACAUUGGAUGUGGAGGUGGUUUACUUUCUGAGCCCUUAGCGAGAAUGGGAGCACUAGUGACAGGAAUUGAUGCAGUGGAGAAAAAUAUUAACAUAGCAUCAGUGCAUGCUAUGAGAGAUCCAUUGACUGCAUCAAUAGAUUAUCGGUGCACCACAGCUGAGCAGCUGGUACAAGAGGAAGAACACUUUGAUGCUGUAAUUUCACUUGAGGUGAUUGAGCAUGUUGCAAACCCUCAGGAAUUUUGCAAAUAUUUGGCAGCAUUGACUAUUAACAAUGGAGCCAUAUUUAUCUCAACUAUUAAUCGGACAAUACGAUCAUAUAUUGCAGCCAUUGUUGCAGCUGAGUAUAUCCUAGGUUGGCUGCCAAGAGGAACACAUGAUUGGUCCAAUCUAAUUACUCCAAAUGAACUUGUUUUGCUCAUGAAGCAUGCUUCCAUUAUGGUCCAGGAAAUGGCAGGGCUUACCUACGAUCCUUUGAGGAACAGUUGGAACUUAUCAGAUAAUACAGAUGUUAACUAUAUUUGUUUUGGAGUGAAGCAAGAUACAUAAGUUCAUAAUGUGUUUUGCUUUUCAGGUGUGUUGUAUGGUAUAGGGUACAUCAGCACCAUUAUUAUCUUUCAAAAUAUUUGAUGAGAAUGGUGCAUCCAAAUGUUGUUUUGUUGUUAAAGUGUUCUGUGAGCUGGGUUUUUUAAAAAACGAGUUCUAAUGAAACGAUGCAAUGUGUACAGGGUUGCAAGCAAUCUAUGUAUCAUAUGUUCAUUAAAUAUUUCUCGUUACAAAGGAAACAUGUGAUACUCCCUGAUUCUUUCCAUCCAACGAACUUUUGAAUUCUGAGUAUAGGAUGUAGUUAGUUAUAUGGCAGCUUCAUCACCUACUGCUUUUUGAACAGGAUAGAUUCAUGGAUUGAUGUUUAUUUUGUUUUACUUAUUAUUGAUUUAUCCUUUGUCAUUCAACAUCA